This is a messenger RNA of Myzus persicae (green peach aphid), 3114 nucleotides long. RefSeq lists its product as uncharacterized. Bases 857 to 1663 code for a protein of 268 amino acids. The transcript is spliced from 6 exons. Lineage: Eukaryota; Metazoa; Arthropoda; Insecta; Hemiptera; Aphididae. The record is from RefSeq and is a predicted model, not a curated record.
GUAUAAAUUAAUAGGUAAUUCGGUGUACACCUAAACCCUCUCGACUGUUCAAUUAUAGCCUCCCCAGUUAAUAAUAGAUAUUUUUAUCAUACAGUGUAAGUACCAUUUUAUUCGUGCGGAUAUUAAAGCUUAUGAAAAAAUAGAGCAGCGAGGUUUCAUCAGCGCUCCGAAUAAUAGAAGUGUAUCAAGUUCAGCUUAUGCGGCCUCGGUGAAGUUCGUCAAAUGUCACCGAGCUGCAAAUAAUUAUACAGCUAAUAUGCAGCCUGAGGUAGAGUGUCAUAUUUUAUAAUUAGUCAGUAUAUGACGUGUAAACGAACGGGCUUACAGAGCAGAGUACCUACCUAUAGGCUAUAAUACCUAUAAUAUCCCGAUUUGAAGAUUUCAGACCUUGAACCGAACACGUUUACUUGUUGCGCAUAUUUAAUAACGCAAGUGUACGCGCUGUGCACAAGUGUCUCCUCAUUUUUGUCGGGUGCAUACGAAUAAUUAUAAUAUUAUGUUAAAUUGAUGAAUAGGUGUAGGUAUUAAUGCUGUGGCAGUUCACUAACCCUCGUACUGCGUGUUGAUAACUUUUCGUGUAUGUAUUAUGCAACAAUAAGCAAAUACUUAUAGCUAUGGUUUUAUGUAGUUAAUCCGAUAUGAUAAUUAUUCAAAAAAACGCGACGCAUAAUCAAUUGAUGAGUGUACACAUAAGUAUUAUAUUAUACACACCAAGUGUAAAUAUGGGUGGAUAUCUAUCCCAAUUUGUGGGCUCUUAAUUUUUAAGGAAAUGUCUUAAAGAAUAACUGAUUUAGACAGCACAAGGUGUACAUUUGCGGCGGAGGACGUAUCACGCGAACCGUCAAAUUUAAAGCGUAUGGUGUUAACGGAAUUACCGCUCGUGCACCACUGCAACGACAGCUCACAAUGCCCGGCCGCGUUCGGUUUCACUAGGUGUGAGAAUCACUUGUGCAUGUGCGACGAAAGUUUCUAUCAGGUAUUCAACAAGACUUCCUCGACGGCCUAUUGUCGCCUAUGUUCAAUGUUCCAAGAAAGUUGCUCCGUGACACAAUGCUGUGAAAAUCCACAUGCCACGUUUUGCUUCAAUGGAUUGUGCGUGUGCAGACCUGGGAUGGACGAAGAAUGUAUUUCGGGGAUUUACAGAGGCAGGUACACGCCGACGCUGGGCAUUCAGCUGGCCAACACUCUUUCGGUGUCGUUCGCAUUCGUCUUUCUCGCCAUCACAUUCAUCGCGGUCAUCAGGAAAACGUUGUUCAGGUGCAGAUUUUGCAGGUCCGAUUCGAUGAGCAGAGUAUCCAGCGACAGUUCGCUGAACGAGUUCGUCAAGCAGAAAAUGCAAAACAGGCCGCCAUGUUACGACGACAUAGAAAAAGACCGUAAAGUUCCUAUUUUUGACUACACUAAUCAGCCACCGCCCGAGUACGGCGCAACUCAUUUCAGCCGGCCGGGCACGUUCCUGCAGGGCACCCUUAACCCAUCCCUGUCGAUCAGCAACGUAGUGGAAAUGCACAUGGCCCCGCCGAACUAUUCGACGUUCACGACCGUCACCGAAGUCUCGACGGUGACACCGACCACUGCUGGAGACACGAUCGGUCGGACCAACGACGAAAUAAUCCUCACGCAACCGAUCUACACGAAUCGCGAGUUUUUGAGGCUCGCGUAAGCUAUUUCCGCCGUGUAGAUACCCGCGCUCGCAUAUGCAUGAGAUAUUAAAAAUAUACUUUAUUAUUGUGUUUUACAAUCGAUUGGUUUUACUCGUGCGCACGACCUGCUGCAGUCUCGAGAUCUCUGUAAAUACAGAUCACAGCGGCGUAUAAUCCGUACGGGCCAGGGUAUACUGUAAUAUCGUAUUUCGUACCAUGUAUAAUAUUAAGCGACAUCGCGUGACUAUAUUUGUGCGUAUUGCGCACUUUUUUUUAUUCCUUCUCAUACUGUACCACAUUACCUUCAACCAAUUCACUUAUUAUGUUAUAACAAUAAACCGGUUGGUCCAUUUAACUCAAGAUACUCUUUAUUUUAAAAAAAAAAAUACGUUUUUGAAAAAUAUUUUAUUUAAAUAGCUUUAAAUCGUUACUUAAUUUUUUUUUUCUUUGGUUAAUGACAACGUGUGUUUUUAGUUACUUAUUCCAAAGCGACAUAUUUUUAAGAGUACUUUAAUGUAUAGAAUCGAAUUUAGGACAUAAUAUAGUUUAUAUGAGUUACAGCAGGCGGGGUUCCUGAGAAAAUGGUUGGUCCACUGCUCCGCUCUUCUAAACUUUAAAUGCUCAUAACCAAUAAACUAUACUAGUCCGAAUUUGUACUAUUAUAGAUCGAAAUACUCUGAAUAAUAUUCUACUAUGAAAUGUGAGAUACCACAAUAAUGCAUGUUAACAUUUUAAAGACUAAAAAACUUAAAAAAUGAUAAAGGUACAAAAUAGUUAGAAAUAAAAAUGUUUUCCAAAAAUGUUGUUUUGUAACAGGUUACAAAUUAUGUAAAAGCAAUAUUUUCAAACAACAUAAGUGUCAUAUCAAAUAAUGAGUAUCUUAGGUUGAAUUAAAUCAAUAUAUUAGGCCCAUAUAUGGAUAAUAUACGACUGACGAUAUAGUGUACAUACGUCUCUACAUCGACCGCUGUAUUAUAGUGUAUAAUAUAUUAUGGGUUUGCCCGUGCGUGAUCAAAUGUCCGAGAAAAUUAUUAUUAUAUUACAUUAUGUUCUUUUUUUUCGUUAUUCAGUAUUUGUAUUUGUAUUUUUUUUUUUUUUGCACGUUUUAAUUUGUAUACGCGUCAUAUACAUUUUAUUUUUUUUUUACAUAUUUUCAUUAUCAUCAGUGAUAUGAGUACCUAUUUAAUGUAACAAUGUUGUGAUAUUAUAAAGUAAUAAUAAUGACUAUUACCAUAUUACUAUAUAAUAGACGUAGGUAGUUAGACGCGUGUAUCUAAUACGUGUACUCAGCCUAUUAUUAUCUACGCACGCAACCUACUGAUGAUAUUAUAAAGUGCGAACGUUUAACUAUUGUUGUUUAACGUCAUUCGUUAAAAAACCAUCUUUGUAUAAUAUUAUAUUAGGUAUGUACCUAUACAUAUUUUAUUGAUGUUAAAUCUCGAAUUAAUAUACGAUUUCUAAACGUUUCUAA